CUUCAAGUGGACCAACUACCUGAAGGGCUACCAGCGCCGCUGGUUCGUGCUCAGCAACGGGCUCCUCAGCUACUACAGGACGCAGGCGGAAAUGGCCCACACGUGUCGCGGGACCAUCAACCUGUCCACGGCUCAUAUCGAUACGGAGGACUCUUGUAACAUCGUGCUUUCCAACGGGGGAAGGACGUACCACUUAAAAGCGAACUCGGAAGUGGAGAGGCAGCGCUGGGUCACAGCCCUGGAGCUGGCCAAAGCGAAAGCCAUCCGCAUGAGGAACAACCAGUCAGAUGACUCGGGCGAUGAGGAGCCCGCCUCGCAGUCAGACAAGAGCGAGCUGCAUGGCACGUUGAAAACCCUCUCGAGUAAGCUGGAGGAUCUGAGCACUUGCAAUGACCUGAUCGCGAAGCACGGGGCGGCCCUGCAGCGCUCGCUCAGCGAGCUGGAGAACCUGAAGCUGCCGGCCGAGAGCGGCGAGAAGAUCAAGGCGGUGAACGAACGAGCCACGCUCUUCCGCAUCACCUCCAAUGCUAUGAUCAACGCUUGCCGUGAUUUCCUGGACUUAGCCGAAACUCACAGCCGAAAAUGGCAGCGGGCGCUGCAGUAUGAGCGGGAGCAGAGGAUCCGGCUGGAGGAGACCAUCGAGCAGUUAGCCAAGCAGCACAACAGCUUGGAGCGAGCCUGCCGCGGAGCCCCCGGCCUGUCCUCCAGCAGCACCGGCAUCACCAGCACCGCCAAGGGGAGUGUGCAGUCUGCAAAAGGAGAGGCCAGUGAUGAAGAUGAAGAGACGGAGUAUUUUGAUGCCAUGGAGGAUGCACCAGCUUUUAUCACUGUAACUGCAGACCCCAAGCACCACAGGCGUUCGGGCAGUAACCUGAGUGGGGCCAGCGAGGGCCACCCCGAGGACUGGAACCUGGAGGACAGUGUCUUUGAAAGCUCAAAUCAAAGCAGCUACAAUGAGUCCACUUGCAAAGAUCUGCUGCCGAAGAAAAGGAGACGGACUCGCAUCCCUGACAAACCCAACUACAGCCUUAACCUCUGGAGUAUCAUGAAAAACUGCAUUGGCAAAGAGCUGUCCAAGAUCCCCAUGCCCGUAAACUUCAACGAGCCGCUCUCCAUGCUGCAGAGGCUGACGGAGGACCUGGAGUACCACGAGCUGCUGGACAAAGCGGUCAAGUGUGAGAGCUCCACAGAGCAGAUGUGCUUCGUCGCUGCAUUUUCGGUGUCUUCCUACUCGACAACUGUCCAUCGCACCGCAAAGCCAUUCAACCCGCUGCUGGGAGAAACCUAUGAGCUCGACCGGCUGGAGGAGUUCGGUUUCCGUUCCCUGUGUGAGCAGGUGAGCCACCACCCCCCGGCAGCCGCCCAUCACGUCUACUCCAAGCGAGGCUGGACGUUGUGGCAGGAGAUCACGAUCGCCAGCAAGUUCAGGGGCAAAUACCUGUCCAUCAUGCCACUGGGCGCCAUCCACCUCGAGUUUCACUCCAGUGGGAAUCACUACGUCUGGAGGAAAGUCACCUCCACCGUUCACAACAUCAUCGUGGGCAAGCUCUGGAUUGACCAGUCUGGUGAAAUAGAGAUUGUUAACCAUAAGUCAAAAGAUAAAUGCCAGCUGAAAUUUACCCCCUACAGCUACUUCUCCAGAGAUGUCCCCCGAAAGGUGACAGGGGUGGUGAGCGACGCCGAUGGUAAAGCCCACUACGUCAUGUCUGGCACGUGGGACGAGAAGAUGGAGUGCUCUAAGAUAGUGCAGAGCAGCCACGGCAGCACCAGCAUGGAGGGCAAGCAGAAAACCGUCUACCAGACGUUGUCUCCAAAGGUCCUGUGGAAGAAGUACCCCCUCCCGGAGAACGCCGAGAACAUGUAUUUCUUCUCCGACCUGGCCCUCACCCUGAACGAGCCUGAGGAGCGAGUGGCCCCCACGGACAGCCGGCUGAGACCCGACCAGCGGCUGAUGGAGAGCGGCCGCUGGGACGAGGCCAACGUGGAGAAGCAGCGGCUGGAGGAGAAGCAGCGAGCCGUGCGCCGGAGGCGAGAGGCCGAAGCCGUGGAAGCCCUGGAGGAAGGCAAGGACUACGAAGGCUACAUCCCGCUGUGGUUUGAGCGCAAGGUGGAUGCCGUGACGGGGGAGCUGAUCUGCGUCUAUAAGGGCGGCUACUGGGAGGCCAAGGACAAGCAGGACUGGAGUACGUGCCCCGACAUCUUCUGAGCCGCUCCGCUCGUGCCGGGGUGGCCGGCCCUGCGCCUCAAUUCACCGGGACAGACGGAGGGACAGUGAGGACACGCUGGCAGCGUCCCGCCAGCAGUUAACAGUGCAAAUGCAUACACAGUCAAUACAUGCAGAAAUUUGAAAAGCAAAUCUAAACAGGGAUUCCAAACCUAUUUUUUUACGCACUAAUAAAUAGCAUCCUUUUUUUUUUUUAAUGAUGGCUUUUUCAGCGACUAAUUAGGAACGAGGACACGUGAAUCUGGUUUGUUUUUAGCCUAGCAUAUUUAUUGCUAUCAGGAGUUGCUGCCUAUAUCUUUCAGCGCCUCGGCUUUAUUGGCUGAGACGUCGACUUCCAAAGAUGCUCGCAUUGUGGGGAUGCCGUGCAUUUGUGUGAGCUCUUUUCUUUGACAUUAUUUUUUUUUUUUUCCCCAUUUGUGUGUGGACUUUAUGGAAUUAUUUUUUUAAAAAAACAUCUGCUCCUGGUUCAGGUUCCUUCAAAGACGGACCCGAAGAACCCUGCGUCCUGCUCAGAAAAUUGUCUCCAGGGGCCAUGGCGCUUGAUCCUGGAGGCUCUUGGUGGUUCCUGCAGUGCCCAGUCAUCCCAGUAACACCAAUUAGGAUAUUUCAGCUGGUGACUUUUUUUUUCUUUUUUUUUUUUAAAAAGAAGUGUUUGAGCAGAUUCCCCGCAGUCUGCUGUGUUUAGUCAAGGCUUAGGACUGUCUUUAACAUGAUGCUUUGUGAGAGUGAUUUGAGUGAGGUUUGGUUUGGUUUUCCUGCAACCACAUCCAAAGGGGGAAACGGCCUCGCCGAGGUCGCGAACGCCUGGCAGACACAGAGCGAGGAGGUUUGUAGACCAGCGAUGCUCCGGGGUCCGCGUACCGGCUCUCUCCGGCUCCGUAUCGCUGCAGCGCAGGGGCUGGUAGGAGCCAGGACCUCGGUGCCCGGUUUGCAGGCAGCGUCUCCCUGCUGAGCUCUGCCUGACGCCGGGCGGGAGGGGAGGGAAGAGAUGCCGUGGUGCCGCUGGGAUGGAGCCUCCUUGGGAUGCAGCCUUGGUCCUGGGUCUCCCGUCCCUGUGUCUUCCCCAUUACGCCAGACAGGUCUGGUCCGCAGUCCCCCGGCACGGGGGGGUCAGAGGCUGAGCCUGGGGGGCACCCGCAGCCCGGUGCCCGGCUCCAUUCCUUCUCCUCCCUCGUGGCUGGUCUCUCCCAGGAGCAGUUUCAGGUCAUCACUAAAGCAGCCUGAGCACGGGGCCGGGGGAACCCCACGUCCCCGCUCACCCCUCCUGCGUGCCAUCGCCUUGCGGCGGCCCUGGACCCGCUGGGAGAAGCGGAGCAAGCCCUGCCCAUGAUCGGCGAGGACCAGGAGCGAGCGGUGCUCGGGCACCAGCCACACAGGCAGGUACCGCCGGUCCCCAGUGCUGAAGGGGAGGAUGGGGGUGGCAGGACCCCGAAGAUGGGAUCCGCUGGGCCAGAGAGUAUCAGGGAGACCUGGACACUCACGUUUGCCCCAUCGGAUCUCAUUUUUGAUGUCUUCUUCUCCGGGUCUUCAUCAUAUCACACUGACUCCUGCCUCCCGGGGGUCAGAGGCCACCCCUAGCCGGACUGUCACAUCCACAUUGGAAGAUAAUUAGCAAUAAUGAACUUUGAGGCAAUGGUAACUGGAAUUCCCAGGCUGCACAUGGGACACUUAUGCAAUCAGGUUCCUCAACCAUCAGUCUCCUCCUGGUUGGCUUCUCUUCCAGCACCUCCAUACCUGUUAUUUACAGCAAACCUACGUGUACAGUAUACAUAGACCUUGUACGGCAUAACAGUAGUGAGUGGCUAUUGGAGUGGCAACACCCACUGAUUUCAAUGUACCCUUUAAUCUUAUUUAUUUGCUUCUAAUUUAUAUAUAUAUAAAAAAAUAUAUAUAAAAUUAUUUUGCUUAAAUUUCUAUGGUACACAAUAGAUGAAAAAUAAUGAAGACAGAAGUGUCUGUCUGAGUUUUUGUAGCACGAGUACGAUUUCCAUAGGCUCAUCCCGGAGGUAGGGUGUAGGGGUCAUGGUGACGGAGUAAUUCCCAAGGUAGA
This is a messenger RNA of Gymnogyps californianus (California condor), 4274 nucleotides long. It is a transcript of the gene OSBP2, whose product is annotated as oxysterol binding protein 2. Lineage: Eukaryota; Metazoa; Chordata; Aves; Accipitriformes; Cathartidae. Bases 92 to 2206 code for a protein of 704 amino acids. Gene Ontology annotation, cellular component: membrane; intracellular membrane-bounded organelle; cytosol. Gene Ontology annotation, molecular function: cholesterol binding. The record is from RefSeq and is a predicted model, not a curated record. The transcript is spliced from 14 exons.